UGGUGAGCGCGGAAUGGCUUCUUGCUGACUCGUAUUGUUCUGUCUCUUUAUUGACUGAGUAAGCGAAACUUAAUCUAUCCAAGGCUCCAAUAAGCGCACUUGUCAGUGACUCUUUCGACCGACUCAUUCAUCUCACAUACGAAUACCAUCAGCACGCAAUUCCCUUUUGCUCAUACAAAGCCAGACUAAUUUGGUUUUGUAAGAGGAUGUGAGGUUUUCGGAGGGAAACAGGUAUCAUCGCUCAUUGAAUCGGACCGGGCUACUCGCCUCGUGAUUGGUCGAUGCAACAGGUUUAUGGAUCCCUAAUCCUUUAUUAUAUUGCACCUGACGUGGUGACGUCACGGCUGACCCCAGAGCACCACACCAGCCUAAUAUCAUCUCAGCAAACGAGUUUUGGAAUGCGCUAGAUAGCAAGUGACAGCAGAGCGAAAAAAGCAGCUGAAUAUGCCGAGGUCCUUCCUGGUGAAGACUAAGACAGAGAGGUGUUCCCACUUCGACUCGCCUAUAAUCCCUUCAAGACCCGACAACGGUUGCAUUCGGGAUAUUUCGCGGGUUGAUGAUGUUGCUAGUAAUGUGAAAGACGGCAAGCAAGAAACCCUUCAGAAAAACAACACAAAUCGCUCAAACUGCACCGCAGUCCAUGCGCAAGUUAUUCCACUAGGGAUCGAAGAGACGCAUCGUACUCAAAAUACUUACCCAGUUAAAGAAGAUAUUAAAUCAUCUCCUACAUCAAAAACACUUGUCGCUUGUACAGGUGUCCCGAGUCAUGAUCCCUCGCGAGUUGUAACGAGCGAAGCACCUGCCAAACUCCAGUGCCCAAAUUGCAUGAAGGGCUUCAACGCACUAGCGACACUGAUGAGACACCAAUACUUCUACUGUCCCCCUACACAACACAAGCGACCUUUCCACUGCAAAUACUGCGAAAAGCUGUACGACUCCUUGGGCGCUCUCAAGAUGCACAUUCGCACUCACACGCUGCCGUGCAAAUGCAAGAUCUGCGGGAAGGCGUUUAGUCGGCCGUGGCUACUCCAAGGUCAUGUGCGAACUCAUACCGGUGAAAAGCCAUACAAGUGCACCCAAUGUCAGCGCGCGUUUGCUGACAGGUCCAACUUGCGAGCGCAUCUACAGACGCAUUCUGACGUGAAGAAGUACAGCUGUAAGCAGUGCUCAAAGUCCUUCUCCCGUAUGUCGCUACUACUGAAGCACGAAGGCUCCUGCAGCGGGGCAAGUAGUGCUGCUAUGUGUCGGCAAAAUCUCUGCUGAAUAAAGUCAGGCUGCUUCAAAACAAUUUAUGAAAUACUGCUUGUUUCUGUUAUGAACGGUGGUUGAUUAACUAUGAUUAGAGACAAUUUAUAGAAUAAUGAUAAUUGUUGUUGGUGCUGGAAUGCCUCAUAUAGACAUGAUCGAUAGUAGUUGUAAAGCUGUAAAUACACGAUAGUUAUUAAUUAUAUAGCGACUGGACUUUAAGGCGAUGAAUCGUGUUUAAUGGUUGUCUUCAUAGAACUAGAGAUAUUUUUGUACAAAUGCUCUUUUGAACAUUGCAUAAUGACAGGUGUAUUAUCCGUGUUUUGUCGCACAUUUUGUAAAUAAGCCAAGGGAAAUGCAUGCACUUAUGCGCAAAAGCUCCACAAAAGACCACAACUUGUCCAACGUCUAGUUUAACUCAGUUUAAUUCUACCUCAAGUCGGUAGCAAGAUCUAGUAACAGAUAGCACUGUUAGGUAUAAAUUAUCCUUGGGGCCAUUUUGGUUUCGCGUUGAACCAUGACUUACCCUUAAUGAGUGGUUUACGGUAUUGUGAUUUACUACUGUGAGCGAAUCGAUAAUUCCAACCGCACCUAAACGCAGCAGUCAAAAGCAGUCAGACAAAGCUUUCUUGAUUGAACCUGGAUCGUGAUUUAGUGAGCGGUGAACAAAAGAGCCUAGCAGGUUUUUCUCUCGAUCAAUCAUAGCGUUCUUAUGUUCAGGUGUCGAGGUCAACUAUAAACUGUUUAGUAAUGGCGGGAAAAAGCCUUGAAGGGGCUAUGUAUGUGUUAGUAUGACAGAAUCCACUGCCACAUACAGAAACGUACUGUGACGACUCGCAAAUAAGAGUAAACGAUUUCUGCAUAGCUCUUCAAUGAUAAUGAUAUAAUUAAACCAUAAAACGUUCAA
Molecule: messenger RNA, 2152 nt
Organism: Nematostella vectensis (starlet sea anemone)
Lineage: Eukaryota; Metazoa; Cnidaria; Anthozoa; Actiniaria; Edwardsiidae
Product: protein snail homolog Sna
Exons: 2
Coding region: 445-1263 (272 amino acids)
Biological process (GO): regulation of DNA-templated transcription
Molecular function (GO): RNA polymerase II cis-regulatory region sequence-specific DNA binding; DNA-binding transcription factor activity, RNA polymerase II-specific
Source: RefSeq, a predicted model, not a curated record